AUGGACAGACAGGGAAGAACAGUCAUAAUCGAGCCCGAUAACGGCCGGCGGUACCAUGCAUACCAGGCUGGUAAAUGUCCUUGGCCAAACGAUGAAGAAGAGCAGGACCGACUAGACUUGUUUCAUCACGUCCAUGUACUCGCACUCGAUGGUGCGUUAUACAGAGCUGCCAUUGAAGGCGAUCCCCCGAAUGUCUUGGACAUCGGGACGGGGACAGGCAUCUGGGCCAUAGAGAUGGCGGAGCAGCAUCCCAAUUCGGAAAUAUUAGGCAUCGAUCUGAGCCCCAUCCAGCCUUCAUGGGGCCCAGCCAAUUGCAGGUUCAUGGUGGAGGACGUCGAGCUGGAUUGGUCAUACGGAGGGCAGAAGUUCGAUUUUAUCCAUUCGAGGGGAAUGAUUGCCUGUAUCAUGGAUUAUAAGCAUAUGUACCGGCAAGCCUUCGACCAUCUGGUUCCCGGCGGUUGGAUAGAGGUGCAAGAAUUCGAGACGAGAAUACGAUCAGACGCGCCGUGUGAUGGAUCAAAGCGGAAACACAUUGAUGAAUGGCUGCGAUAUCUGGAUGAGGCCACCAUCUCGGUCGGGAGGCCGCUCACCGUGGCUGGGGAGCAGAGACAGCACCUGAUUGAUGUUGGUUUUGAGGACGUCGAAGAGGACAUCUAUCCGAUACCCUUUGGGACCUGGCCAAAGGACCCAAAGUUCAAGGAACUUGGGCGGUUUCAACUAGCACAAAUGCUGCAGGCUGUUGAUUCGCUGUCUCCCGCCGUGUUCUCACGAAUCCUCCAUUGGGACGCCGAACGCGUGCGACAGUUGACAUCAGGAGUGAAACGGGAACUCAUGGAUCGUUCUCUAAACCUCUACUGUAACAUCCAUUUUGUAUAUGGAAGAAAGCCAGGAAUAUAA
Molecule: messenger RNA, 897 nt
Organism: Paecilomyces variotii
Lineage: Eukaryota; Fungi; Ascomycota; Eurotiomycetes; Eurotiales; Thermoascaceae
Product: S-adenosyl-L-methionine-dependent methyltransferase
Exons: 7
Coding region: 1-897 (298 amino acids)
Molecular function (GO): methyltransferase activity
Source: RefSeq, a predicted model, not a curated record